AUGGCUAGUCCGCCAGUUCUAGCUUUCGAUGCCGAGGGCCGUCCAGUGAAGUUCGAAACCUGGCUAGAUGACCUGCACCUGUUCCUACAGCUCACUGCCAAGGAAGAUAUCUCACUGUACGACCACGCCCUAGGCCAUGCCACUGCCCCUGACUCGUCUGCUGACAGCACUCUGCGUUCCCAGUGGCAGACCCGUGAUGCACACGCUCGCUUUGCUAUUCGCAACUCCCUGCCGCUAGACGAGCGCGAGCACUUCGGCCAGUGCAAGACUGCUAAGGACCUCUACACCGCUGUAGUUGCCCGCUACUCCUCACCCGCUUCUGCCACGCUAGGCCGCCUCACUCUCCCCUACCUGUUCCCCGACCUAGCCUCCUUUCACACUGUCGCAGACCUCAUCACCCACCUUAAGACUAGUGAGGCCCGCUUUCGCGCUGCUAUGCCUGCCGAGUUUCUCACUAGCAACCCCCCCCCGCUCUGGAUCACUCUCUACCACAUCGUCACCCGCCUCCCUGACUCUCUGCGCGCAGUCAGGGACCACUUCCUCUCUCGCUCCCCCACUGAGCUCACUGUUGCCCUCCUCGAGAAGGAACUGCUUGCAGCUGAGGCGAGCAUCGUCGCUGUAGGCACCUCUCGUGGCGACCCCCGCACCCCGUUCUUUGAGGGGUGUUCCCCUUCCCCCCUCCUCCCCUCUGUCGCCUCUGCUGCUGCUGUCGACCUUCUUGGUGCUGAGAAGGUCGGGACCGCGUCUGCUUCGAGCGGGCGCCGCAGGAACAAGGGGGGCAGGGGUGGGGGUGGCGGCGGAGGAGGUGGGGGUGGAGGCGGUGGGAGUGGAGGCGCGGCUGGGGAGACUAGUGGCGGCAGUGGGGGAGGAGACAGCAGCGGUGGGAGUGGUGGUGGAGGCGGCAGCGGAGGCGGAGGUGGUCGUGGCGGCGGCAGGGGUGGAGGUGGCCGGGGCGGCGGCGGUGGGGGUGGUGGUCGUGGAGGCACUGGCGGAGGCCCGAGUCAGCAGCCCGCCCCGACGCUUCAGGCCGCCCGUGAGUGGUAUGCGCAGCGUAGCUUUACCUGCACGUACGUCAUUCGCACAGGUGACCGCAGCGGCCAGCAGUGUGGGAGGCCGCACCCCACGCAGCGCUGCUUCGCGCGCCUUAACGACGCGUGGCGCACUCAGUUUCCUGCUGCCACUGAGCUGCCGCGCUGGGCUGAUCUGGAAAAGAGGGGUGUUGAUAUUUGGGCUUUAGACUUUGAUGCUAUUCUCACUGCCAUGUAUGCAAUGUCUAUUAGUGGAGAGGGUGCUCAGUACUUGCGUGUUCCGCCCGACCCGGGCAUUCAGGCCAGUCCGGCUGCCGCUCUAGGUGCUAGUGCGUCUGCUCCCACAGGUCCUGGUGAGGCUGCAGCCCUAGGUGCUCGUGCGUCCGUGCCCCCUGGUACUGAGUCGACUGCAGCACUGCACACCUUCACACUGGACUCAGGUGCUUCUCGCUCCUUCUUUCGUGACCGCACUGUCCUUGAGCCACUCGCUCGGCCAGUUGCUGUCUCCCUUGCUGACCCCUCUGGGGGUCCGGUCAUUGCGACCUCCUCCACUGUCCUUCCUUGUCCGGCGGUCCCGUCCGGCACGCUGUCAGGUCUCUACCUCCCCUCGUUCUCUACGAACUUGGUGGCAGGUAGUGCGCUCCAGGACGGGGGUGUUCACCAGUUCACCCCUGCCUACGAGCGCGUGACACACUGCACGUGUGCUCGGACGGGUCGCCACCUGGCUACCUUCACUCGGGAGCCGGGGUCGGACCUUUACACACUGACCACUGAGUCCCCUCAGGUAGCUGCGUCUGCGUCAGGUCAGCUGUCCGCCCCCUGCUCGUGUCGCUCUCUGGCGCAUGAGACUGUCCUUUGGCACCACCGCCUUGGUCACCCGUCUGUGCAGCGCCUUCGGGCCAUGCACAAACGGGACCUUGUUGCUGGUCUUCCCAGGGUGCUCCCUCCCCUUCCCGACUCGCCUGCUCCUCCCUGUAUUCCCUGUGUCGAGGGACGGCAGCGCGCCGCUCCUCACUCCUCCUCCUUUCCCCCGACGACUGCUCCCUUGCAGACGCUCCACAUGGACGUGUGGGGCCCAGCCCGCGUCCGUGGUCAGGGUCAGGAGAGGUACUUCCUGAUUGUUGUUGACGACUUCUCGCGCUACACCACGGUCUUCCCCUUGCGCGCCAAGGGUGACGUCCCUGAUGUCUUGAUCCCUUGGAUCCGCAGAUCUCGUCUCCAGCUCAGUGAGCGUUUCCGCUCCGACUUCCCUGUCCUGCGUCUGCACUCUGAUAGAGGUGGGGAGUUUUCCUCUGGCCUAUUGGAGGCCUUCUGUCAGCAGGAGGGCAUUGAGCAGUCGUACACGCUUCCGGCCUCUCCACAGCAGAAUGGGGUUGCUGAGCGCCGCAUUGGUCUGGUCAUGGAGGUCGCUCGUACCUCCUUGAGCCAUGCGGCUGCCCCCCAUUUUCUGUGGCCGUUUGCAGUCCGAUACGCUGCGCAUCAGCUCAACCUCUGGCCCCGUGUCUCCCUGCCCGAGACUUCUCCGACACUGCGUUGGACGGGAGAGGCUGGCGAUGCGUCGCGUUUUCGGGUCUGGGGAUCCCGAGCUUUUGUCCGCGACACGUCCGCGGACAAGCUCUCCCGUCGCGCUGUCCCCUGCGUCUUCCUUGGCUUUGUCCCGGACGCCCCUGGCUGGCAGUUCUACCACCCCACCUCGCGUCGUGUCCUGGCCUCUCAGGACGUCACUUUUGACGAGUCCGUCCCCUACUACCACCUCUUCCCCUACCGCACUGCCCCGCUCCCCCCCCCGCCUCUCUUCCUCGCUCCAGGUGCUGAGGUACCAGACCCCCUCCCCCCUCAGGGUGCCGCUCCCUCAGGUGUGUCCCAGGUAGACCCGGGUGAGCCUGUCGAGGUAGCUGUUGACUCUCGUCCUGCUGGGGGUGCUAGGCCUGGGGGUGCUGCGUCUGGGGGUGCUGAGCCUGGGGGUGCUGCGUCUGGGGGUGCUGAGCCAGGAGGUGCGGAGCCUGGAGGUGCUGAGCCUGGGGGUGCUGAGUCUGGGGGUGCUGAGUCUGGGGGUGCUGAGCCUGAGCGUGCUACACCUGGAGGAGCCCUCUCCUCCCAGCAGCUGCAGGAGAGGUACCUCGAGUACUGCCGCCUCCGGAGAGGUGCUGCUGGAGCUCGUCCCGGUACUUCCCCUCCUACCCAGGAGCUCCCCCCCAUUCAGCAGAUCCGCGAGUGGUACACACGGCGCUGCAGUCUUCGGAGUGGUGCUCCUGGUGCUGCGGACCCUGGGGGUGGCGCUGCUGCUGGUGCUGAGGACCCGGACGUUGGAGCUGCUGCUGGUGCUGAGGACUCGGACGUUGGCGCUGCUGCUGGAGCUGAGGACCCGGGCGGUGGCGCUGCUGCUGGUGCUGAGGACCCGGACGGUGGAGCUGCUGCUGGUGCUGAGGACUCGGACGGUGGAGCUACUGCUGGAGCUGAGGACCCGAGCGGUGGCGCUGCUGCUGCUGCUGAGGACCCGGGCGUUGGAGCUACUACUGGUGCUGAGGACCCGGCUGGUGGAGCUGCUGCUGGUGCUGUGGACCCGGACGCUGGAGCUCCUACUGGUACUGAGGACCCGGCCGCUGGAGUCUCCUCUGCUUCUGGAGACGCUGCGCGGCCGCGACCGUACUUCGUACCGCUCCUUCAGCAGGUUCUUGGGCAGGCUCCUCCUCCUUGUCCUCCUCCCUCCGUAGAGUGUCCUCCGCCUGUCCAGCCGCAGUCACAGUUACUGCCUACCUCGCCUCUCCCUGCUCCCUCUCCUUACACUGGUCCCACAGGAGGUCUUGCAGAGCGUCGUGAGCCUGAGUCUCGUCCUGCGUCGCCUGUUCGUCCUGCUCGCACUGGUAGUCGUGUCCGUCGUGAGCGUCCUCCUCCUGUCCCAGGCACUUGUUAA
Closterium sp. Yama58-4 is the source of this 3942-nucleotide messenger RNA. NCBI's taxonomy places the organism in Eukaryota, Viridiplantae, Streptophyta, Zygnematophyceae, Desmidiales, Closteriaceae. The record is from the annotation of a GenBank genome assembly.